Molecule: messenger RNA, 1185 nt
Organism: Cynara cardunculus var. scolymus (artichoke)
Lineage: Eukaryota; Viridiplantae; Streptophyta; Magnoliopsida; Asterales; Asteraceae
Product: vacuolar cation/proton exchanger 4-like
Exons: 3
Coding region: 333-611 (92 amino acids)
Biological process (GO): intracellular calcium ion homeostasis; calcium ion transmembrane transport
Cellular component (GO): plant-type vacuole membrane
Molecular function (GO): calcium:proton antiporter activity
Source: RefSeq, a predicted model, not a curated record
UCUUUCUCAAAAAUCAGUUUAUAUGUAUGAGCUUUAAUAUGGUUCGACAAUAAAUGUGCAAAGUUUGUAGCUAUCAUGUUUUUAGCUAAUCAGAGAUAUAUAAUUGUCAAAGUCUUCCUCAAGUCAUCUUAGGUGCUUAAUGUAAGUAAACGCUCUUUCCCAAACAGGGCUGUUUGGUUGUUAUACAGCCCUUUACUUGUGCAGAAAAUUGAAUCAAACAGGGCUGUUUGGUUGUUAUACAGAUGGUUUUUUCAUUUGCAAGUAAACACUCUUUCUCAAAAAUUAGAGAUAUAUAAGCUUUACUUGUGCAUACAGAUGGUUUUUUCAUACAGAUGGUUUUCGAGAAUGUUCGACAAGUCAUAUUUGGAACCAAGCUUUUCGUGCUUUUUCCGGCCAUUCCAAUGGCGUUUGUCGCUCAACGUUACAGUUACGGUAGACCAUGGAUUUUUGCUUUGAGUUUGAUUAGGCUUACUCCACUUGCGGAACGUCUGAGCUUUCUAACAGAACAAAUUGCAUACUUCACAGGCCCUACAGGUAAACUUCUAAUUGCUUUUAUGAUGAUCCACUUGGCAAAUAAUUCCAUGCAUGGAACCAUAUAUUUUGGUCUUUAAUUUUAUUUUGAUGAUUUCUUUUACCAAAUUCUCUUUAGCUUUCCAGUGUUAGGUUACAGUUUUAUAGACUUAUCGAUCAUUUGAUCGAACAAGUACAUAGCUGUUUUUGAUCGGUGAGUCUAAAUGAACUCUUUCCAUAUCUAUAAGAUGGUUUUUACUUGUUUGUAGCUACAUGUUUUUAGCUAAUCAAAGAAAUAUAAGCUUUACUAUUGUGGUUUGCAAUGAGAAACUAACUACAAUAAUUUGAAAUUUAUAUAUGCCGUAUCGGGAAAGUGUUUAUCACUUAGGGGGUGUUUAUUGGAGGUAUUAAGCAGUAAAUAAUGAGAUUGAAAAUAAAAGAGGCUGUUUGGUUUAUAUAAUAUAAUGAACCCAUUCUCUAAAACCCAUUCUAUUAUAAUAUAAUGAACCCAAUAACCCAUUCUCUAAAACCCAUUCUAUUAUGUAUGGUUGUAGAUAAUUAGGCGGAUGUUGGUUUGGUGAUGAAUUUGUUUGUUAAAUGAAUAUAUGUUUAGAAUUUGUUUGUUACACAUGCCUCACUAAUUACCUUUAUACUUAUUUCAGAUGAACAAUUAAG